ACACACUAGAUAUAGUUAAAGAAACCGCACCGGAAGUGACGUGUGCUACAGCCCUGAGCGGGUGGUUCAAUUUUUAAAGUAAGAUGGCGGUACAGUUGCAGCUCUCAGCGAAGUGUUAAAUGAAGUUAGUUACAGCAGGGCAGGUGAUGAGACGGUCAUGGCUGAUGGAGAGCUUAGUUUGAUUGAUAAAGACAUUUCAAGUUUAUUAGAGGUUCCACUGAAGCCCACUAUCACAUCUUUAAACCUUCACUGUAAUCGACUGUCAAAGAUUGAAGGGUUGACGACAGCAUGGCAUAUACGACAUCUGGACCUUUCUUCAAAUCACAUCGCACGUAUCGAGGGUCUUGGUGCCCUUUCUUCAUUGCGGACCUUGAACCUGUCUUGCAACAGCAUCACCAAGGUGGAAGGUCUUAAUGGACUUGUAAACCUUACAAGGCUUAACUUGGCUUAUAAUCAAAUAAAUGACCUCACUGGGCUCUUAUAUCUGCAUGGGACUGAAUACAAAUUGAAACACCUCCAGCUUCAUAGCAAUCGACUGGACAACAUGAACCAUCUGCUGCAAUGCAUGGUGGGACUGCACAAUCUGAGAGAUGUCACCCUCAGUAUGGACGGUGCCGAUAAUCCUGUCUGCCGUCUGCCAGGCUACAGGGAUAAGGUGCUGCAGCCCCUGCAACAAAUCUCUACUCUGGAUGGAGAAGACAGGUUGGGAAAAGCCACUGCACCAGGGGAUGAGAGCCCAAUGGACAUCCCAGGCCUGGAGGACUUUCUGGAGUUUCUGAUUUCAACAGACACUAGCGUCAGUGUCGAGCCGACAGAUGCUCCUCUCCCCACUCCCCGGAUUGACGAGGUUCUGACACAGUUUCGGCAUCGCAAUAGAGUUUUAAACACGCCUGCUGCAACACCAGUGCAGGAGUGCUCAAUUAGAGGAGAUUCAGCCACAGGGAACCAGAUAAAUGAGCUCCGUAUUAAAAAGUUGGAGCAGCAGGUGUCCCAACUCUUCCAGAAGGCUCCGGUUGCUGAUGGCCCUAAAGCGAGCUCUGCACUGCAGUCUGUGGUACGGAAGGCAAAAAGGGACACAGAUCUCACAUCAGAGAGUGAAUAUGACAGUGCAAAAGAGAAUCUGCAGCACUCAAGAGUCCGACGACCCAAAAUCACAACAGCUAAGAAGCUGGUAAAAGGCAAACACUCUGACAGUGAAGCAAGCGCACAAAAGCACAGGAGUUUAAAGCUUACCGCUGGCUCUGGGCAGAAGGCAGCAGUCCAAACUGUGAGGGUGACAGAAACAACAAAGAAAGGCCUCAGAACAUGCCAGGCCACUCCAGACAAAAACUCCAAUCACACACAGCAGGAGACCUACAGGGUGAUAGUGGAGGAGCGGGAUCAGGAGCGGGAACGGCGCUGGAAGGCAGAGCAGGCUGUGAAGAAGCUUACAGAGCAGGUGAAGGAGCUGCAAACAUGGACCACAGAGGAGAAAGAACUCCAGAGUCUGGCCUUGCACACAACUGAUAGGCUGAAGGAGUUGUUGAUGAAGGAGCGCUCAGAGCGGACGGCACUACAGGCUCGAGUGGAGGAGCUGGAGGAACGGUGUGCAAAUGCAGCACAACAGCUGGAGCAGCAGCGCAGCCAUGAGGCACAAUACAAGGAUGCACUGCACAGUUUGCAGGAGGGUGUUUCACAACAAGAGGCCCUCAGGGCCAGGCAGCAGGUGGAGGAGAUGAAGACAAAGCAAGAGCUGGAGAACAAAUGCGCUGUUCUAAAGAGAGAGGUGGAAAUACUCAGAGCAUCUGUGCGGCAGCAUAAAGAUAAGCUACAGCAACUGCAAGAGCUGCUGACCUCCAGAGAGGAAGCGCACAGGAAGGAGCUGGCUUCACGGCUCAUUCCAGGUGGUGCUGAGUUUCGUGAAGCUGUGGCGAAGGAAGUGGGGGCUGUGGAGCAGAGACACACUCAGAGACACAGUGAGAUGGAGCAGAAACUGGUUGAUGCCCGGCAACAGUAUGCCACCUUGGAGGAUGAGUUCCGCAUGGCUCUCACCAUCGAAGCCAAUCGCUUCUCUGAGGUGAAAGAGGGCUUUGAGCAGGUGUCUGCUGAGCUUUCCGAGGUGAAGGUAGCUUUGACUGCGUCUCAACAGAGAGAGAAGCAGUCACGCUCUCUGGUGCAGGAGCUCACAGCUAUGGUGAAGGAGCAGAAAACUCGCAUAGCUGACCUCAUCAAAUCCAAACGUGAUGCUGUAACAGAAUUAAAAGCACGAGUGCGGACUCUGGAGGCAGGAGCAGAGGAGGACAGGCGUCUAAGUGUGCAACUCGAACUUCUGAAGAAGGACAAAUCCAAGCUGCUUUCUCAGCUCAGUGCACAGGAGACUGUGAUAGAAGGACUCCGAGCGGAGAGAAGGCUCUGGGGGCAGGAGCUCGCCCAGCAAGGAGCGUCUCUUGCACAGGAUCGAGGUCGCUUGGAGGCCAAAAUUGAGGUCCUGACUACUGAGCUGGAGUCCCAGAAGAAACAGAAUCAGAGAGACAACGACUCACUAAAGAUCAAAACGAAGAUAGUGGAUGAUCAAACAGAGACAAUCCGGAAGCUAAAAGAGGCAGUGCAGGAAAGGGAUGAGCAGCUACGUGCUCUGCGCGAGGAGAACCUGCAGAUUCAGAGAAAGUUCCAGAAGGAGCUGGAGGGUGAGAUGUCCUCAGCAGCAGAGCUCCGAGAUGCCGUGGACAAACUCAGCCUCAGAAAAGAUGAGCUCAAGCAACAGCUCCUUGACAAGGAGGCUGAGAUUGAUGAGCUCAAAGACGCUUACAGUGCCUCGAGUCGCAAAUGGCAGGAUAAAGCGGACCUGCUGACCAAACUGGAGUGCCAGGUGAAGCGUAUGAAGGAGGGAUUCGAUGCUAAAGAGAAAGCGCUACUGGAAGAAAGGGAUAAAACUGCCCGAGCACACAAGGCAGCGGUUGAGAAGCUUCACUGUGUGGACGACGCUUUCCGUAGACAGCUGGAGUCCCUGCAGGCUUCCCAUCAGGCUGAGCUGCUCCGAUUGGCUAAUGACAAACAGAAACAAAUAGAACAGGCCAAUCAGAGGGUGCUUCAGGUGGAGGAUGAGAUGAGGCAGCUCCUGGAGGAAACCGAGAGCAACAAAAUGGCAGUGGAGGAGAAAAUGAGACGCCUCACCAAUGUGCUUAAAGAAUUCUAACCACAUAACUCUGUUUUUAAAAUAACAUCGUAAAAUAUACAACAGGACCACUAUUGUCUGUUAGAUAUCUGAAAUACACUCUUUUAGAAAAAGGGGUACUAAACUGUACUUUUCCUUGGCACUGAGGUAGUAUUCACAAGGGAGCACCUUUUGUACCUUUUUGCACUUUUAUAUGUAUCUUAGUUUAUCUUUUUAGCUCAUUAUGGUCCAUUUAUAUACAUUAAAUCAUUUUAAAGGUACACUAUAUCCGUGUUUCCAGAGGAAAGAAUUAUAUUAAAUUCAAGAGAUAUACCCUUGAUUGAGGAUACCACCCGAGCAACGAAAAAGUAGUUUAAUACUAUAUAUUUUUUUCUGUCUGUGGUGUUUUCUCUGCACAUAUUGUUUGUUUUCAGUUCUGCAAAUUGUUUAACUUGUAGCAAUAGUGUUUUGACUGAGCUUACAUCCAAAUCUUGUAUAAUUUUUUACAAUAUUUAUUAGAUUGUAAUUUAUAUCGUGAGAUGUUGAUGUUCAGCUGAUAAUAAAAUAGCUCUCCAAGUGGCUUCUUCUCUUGAAAGCCUGAAGGGCUAUGGUUUUGUGUGUGUGUGUGUGUGUGUGUGUGUGUUUUCCCCCUCAGGUCCUCUUUAAGAGGUGAUAAAAC
Pangasianodon hypophthalmus (striped catfish) is the source of this 3812-nucleotide messenger RNA. RefSeq names its product leucine rich repeat and coiled-coil centrosomal protein 1 (gene lrrcc1). The record is from RefSeq and is a predicted model, not a curated record. Gene Ontology annotation, molecular function: protein binding. Lineage: Eukaryota; Metazoa; Chordata; Actinopteri; Siluriformes; Pangasiidae. The coding region runs from base 158 to 3175 and encodes 1005 amino acids. Gene Ontology annotation, cellular component: centrosome; cytoplasm. The transcript is spliced from 20 exons.